AUGAGGUACAAGAAAUCGUUCAAGCACCAUUGCCCGUGGAUCUCCUUCGUUUUGUGUGUAGCUGUGACAGACCUCUGGAGUGAACGUGUUUCGUUUGCGUGGGAAGUUCGGUUCGUGAUAGUUAGAAAGCACUCAACUCAAGUAGCUAGAGUGGCGGCAACUCUGAUCAACUCAACACCAUUCCAAAUUCGCUGCUCAGGGAGGCUUUUGCUGACGGGUGUGCUAUGUGUGGCAACGUUCAGAAAGCAAAUGAACUGCAAGGUUGAUGAAGCCACUGAGUUGUUCAAAUUCAUGGUAGAUGCUCGUAUUCCCCCAAAUUCAGCCACAUUCACAGGACUCUAG
This is a messenger RNA of Linum tenue, 342 nucleotides long. Lineage: Eukaryota; Viridiplantae; Streptophyta; Magnoliopsida; Malpighiales; Linaceae. The record is from the annotation of a GenBank genome assembly.